GAGCACAAGGAGCGCUACGGGGUCCCGGCCGACCGGCACCUCGUCCUCACCUAGGCGCGCCGGCGCCCCCCACCCCUCCCGGCCCCCUAUGACUGUGGAUGGGGGUGAAAUUAAAGGCGGGGACAGACUGGCGGUGUUUGUGUGUUUUGCCCAGAGGGGAGGUCUGCGCGCUCGACUCAGCCCUGCCCCACCCUCGCCUCCUCCCUGCUCGGCUCCACUCCCGAUCAGACAGUCUCAGUUGGGCUUCUGGGCCCCCCAGCUGCUGGGGCCCAGCCCUCGGCUCUCCAGCGUCAUAUUAGUCUCCCACGGUAGUUGCCUCACCUCCCUCCCACAGCCCCUCGCUCCUCCCAGACCCGCCCUGCAAGCCAGCCCAGACUGACUGACUCAGGAAGCUCAAAGAUCAAUCCGAGAACAGCCUGGACAGGUCCGACUCCAACCAUCUCCCCGUCCACACCCCCCUCCACACACACACACAUACACACUCACACCGCCCCACCACACACGCAAUCCCGGAGGUCCAAAAGGCUCGGCCCCUUGGACUAGAAAGCCUUCCCAGGUACUUUUUCUUCUGCGGUCCUGGAGCGCUGCUGGCCCAGGACUGCUCCUGGGAUAGGAGUCUCCUCCACCUUCCUGCCGCCCUCUCCUGCACCAUGAAGACCCUGAAGAAGCAGUGGCUGGAAGUAGUGGGUGCCUACCAAUUCGUGCUCACUUUCCUUUUCAUGGGCCUUUCUUCAUUCCUUCUUGUCUUCUCCCUCCUCUUCACAUCCCUCUGGUCAUUCUCUGUUCUCUACUUGGCAUGGCUCGUCCUAGACUGGAACACACCCAACCAAGGUGGAAGGCGGUCUAAGUGGAUAAGGAACUGGACCAUUUGGAAACACCUAAGGGAUUAUUAUCCUAUCAAGCUGGUGAAAACAGUAGAGCUGCCCCCUGACCGGAACUAUGUAUUUGGCUCUCAUCCACAUGGGAUCAUGUGCGUCGGAACCGUCUGUAAUUUCUCCACCGAGAGCACUGGCUUCUCCCAGAAGUUCCCUGGGCUUCGGGCCUCACUAGUUGGGCUGGACGGACUCCUCCGCAUUCCAAUCUAUCGAGACUACCUCAUGUCCACUGGAGUAUGUUCUGUGAGCCGCCAGAGCCUGGAUUUUAUUCUGUCACAGCCCCGGCGUGGGCAGGCCGUGGUCAUCCUGGUUGGGGGUGCCCAAGAAUCCAUGUAUGCACUCCCAGGGGUGCAUCAGGUUGUUCUCCAGAAUCGCAAAGGCUUUGUACGCCUGGCGCUGAGGCACGGGGCCUCCCUGGUACCUGUGUACACCUUUGGGGAGAAUGAUGUCUUCAGACUUAAAGUUUUUGCCACAGACUCUUGGCAGUAUCUGUGCCAGUCCAUCAUCAAGAAGUACCUGGGCUUUGCUCCUUGCAUCUUCUGGGGCCGCAGUCUCUUCUCAGCCAACUCCUGGGGCCUGCUGCCCUUCCCUGUGCCCAUCACUACUGUGGUGGGCCGCCCCAUCCUGGUGCCCCAGAGCCUCAACCCCACUGACGAGGAAGUUGACCACUACCACACGCUCUACAUGAAGGCUCUGGAGCAACUGUUUGAGGAGCAUAAGGAAAGCUGUGGUGUCCCUGCUUCUACUCACCUCACCAUCACAUAGCCCUGGCCUUGCCCUGCCCCCCAGCUCCUGAGCUCCUAAUCCCAGUGCACUGAAACCCCCCCCACCACCACCACCACCACCUACUGCUGGGUCUAGUCCUCCAAUAAAAGCUAGUUCUCACCCAGCUGGUGUGCUCAGUGGUCGACCUAUAUGAACCAGGAGGUCACAGUUCGAUUGCUGGUCAGGGCACA
Molecule: messenger RNA, 1831 nt
Organism: Myotis brandtii (Brandt's bat)
Lineage: Eukaryota; Metazoa; Chordata; Mammalia; Chiroptera; Vespertilionidae
Gene: MOGAT3
Product: monoacylglycerol O-acyltransferase 3
Exons: 7
Coding region: 651-1640 (329 amino acids)
Biological process (GO): triglyceride biosynthetic process
Cellular component (GO): endoplasmic reticulum membrane
Molecular function (GO): diacylglycerol O-acyltransferase activity
Source: RefSeq, a predicted model, not a curated record